UUUAUAUUUUUACAUUAUAUUUACAUUUGUUUAGGUAACUUAAGCUUAUUAUUAGUUGUCUACAAAACAACGACUAGGCCCUAGUGCUAUGGAUUUCUUUCCUCACAUUGGAUUGAACUACGUAUUAGGAGGGGACAUUGGCGAUGUUGAAAUUGAAAAUAGAGUGCCAGUUGUUUUUAACAACAGAAUUUCGCCAUGGGAAGUUCAAGACCGUAAAUUUGUCAAAAUAUUUCGACUAUCAAAACCUCUAGCCCGGGAACUGAUAACAACCCUCGAACCUCACUUGCCCGCUGCUCGUCGGGCAAGUGCUAUACCAACUGAUAUAAGGGUCUUAACGGCACUACAGUUCAUGGCAUCUGGGAGCUACCAGGAGAGUGUUGGCGCCAACAGGUACCUUGGCCUGUCUCAAUCAAGUGUAAGCAAAUGUCUCCACUCGGUUUGUGAUGCCAUUGAGCCUAUCUUGGGAAAUUACAUAAAAUUCCCCACUAAUGCUCAAGAUGUUGAAGCUGUCAAGCUAGGAUUCUGGGAAAAAUUUGGGUUUCCAGGCACCGUUGGAGCGAUAGAUUGCACUCAUGUUGCCAUUGUUUCUCCCCCAAAACAGGACGCCAACUAUCCUGAACAUAUAUUUGUUAACAGGAAAAAUUACCACUCGAUAAAUACCCAGAUUGUUUCAGACGCAGAAAGGAGGAUCCUCUCCAUAUGGCCGAGAUUUCCUGGGAGCACGCACGACUCCUUCAUCUGGAGGAAUAGUGGCUUAAGAGGCCACCUCCAAAAUCUUUACCAUAGAGAUCAAAGUACUUGGCUCAUAGGAGACAGCGGAUAUGGGUUGGAGCCCUCUCUGAUAAAACCGUUUGAACAUACAGAAGAAGGUACACCAGAGUUCCGGUUCAAUCAGAGGCACCGGCAAGCGAGGGCCAUUGUGGAGUGUUCCAUUGGCCUUCUGAAGAAUAGAUUUCGCUGCCUGCUGAGGGAUAGGACGCUCCACUACUAUCCACCAACGGCCGCCAAGAUCAUCAAUUGCUGUGCAGCUUUGCACAAUUUGUGCCUCAGGGACAAUGUUCCGCUACUCUUAAAUGUAGAUGAACGCCUAGUUAAUGAUGAAGACGUACCAGUGGUUGCCCAAGGCAACAAUGCCAAUUACAGAAGGGCGUUGAUUGUAAGGGACAGAAUUGUCAGAAAUUAUUUCAACUAA
Messenger RNA from Macrosteles quadrilineatus (aster leafhopper), 1192 nucleotides. Its product is annotated as putative nuclease HARBI1. The record is from RefSeq and is a predicted model, not a curated record. Lineage: Eukaryota; Metazoa; Arthropoda; Insecta; Hemiptera; Cicadellidae. The transcript is spliced from 5 exons. Bases 89 to 1192 code for a protein of 367 amino acids.